Molecule: messenger RNA, 2446 nt
Organism: Erigeron canadensis
Lineage: Eukaryota; Viridiplantae; Streptophyta; Magnoliopsida; Asterales; Asteraceae
Product: J protein JJJ2-like
Exons: 3
Coding region: 253-2265 (670 amino acids)
Source: RefSeq, a predicted model, not a curated record
UUUUCAUCGGGGGGCGCUCACUCUACGGUUUUGCUGUCACUACUCGCCCCCAAUUUUUCCUCCGUUUUCAACACCCCCCCAUCAUUAUUUAUUUAUCAAAAUCAGACUAGUGCAAAACUUUGUAUGCAGUUUUCUGGUACCUCCUUUGCAGCUGGAUAUUCAAUGCUGUUUCUGGUUUAAGUGUUUAACAAAGUGAUGACAGAUUUCAAGGGUGUCAUAUGAGGUGAUUGAAGCGGUUUUCCAGGAUCAGUGAUGGAUUGUAACAGAGAGGAAGCAUUGAGGGCGAAGCAACUUGCAGAGAAGAAGAUGGAGAUCAAGGACUUCUAUGGGGCUCUAAAGAUUGCUGUCAAGGCCCAACAGCUUUAUCCCGAACUAGAAAAUGUUUCUCAAAUGAUUGUUGUAUGUGAAGUACAUUGCUCCGCUGAAAAAAAAUCCUAUGGUACAGAUAAGGACUGGUAUGGUAUUCUCAAAAUUGAGCCUUCAGCUGAUGAUAUAUCAAUUAAAAAGCAAUACAGAAAGCUAGCUCUUGUAUUGCAUCCAGAUAAAAACAAAUUUUCUGGUUCUACUGAUGCCUUUAAGUUAAUCGGUGAAGCUCAAAGAGUCCUUUUGGACCGUGAGAAAAGACUGAUCUAUGAUAGUAAACGCAGAGCUUCCGUGAAUUUUACAGCACCAAAAUGGAACACAAGGCAACCAACCAGUCAACCAAAUGUCCCUCAACAACAUCCUUGGAAUCAAAGUCACUCUGCUAGUUACACAGGGGGACGUGCUGGUAGUUUUCCGUUUUCACAACAGGCACCAACUGGGGUUAGUGGGAAGGGGGCAACCUUUUGGACAGGCUGUCCUUUUUGUAAGGUCAGGUAUCAAUUCUACAGAGAAGAUGCUUAUAACAAAGAUGUUAAUUGUCAAAGUUGCAAGAAAAGUUUCACUGCUUAUGAGUUAAAUCCCCAAGGCUUUCCUUCUGCCGGUGCACCAAAUACAGUCUAUCCACAACAGAGUAGGGUUCCUCCUAAAUCCACAGAGGCUCCCAAACGUACUUAUACAACAAAACCGGUAUUUGAGAAAAAAGAACCUAAAAUUACCAAGGCACAAAAAAAUGUCAACAGAAAAAGGAAAAAGAGAAUAGAGGAAUCUAGUGAAAGUUCUGACAGUAGUGAAAGCAGCUCUGAAUCUGAGGAAGAUGUCAUAGAACAUAGUGGAAGCAAUGAUAAUAGCAUGCCUAAAACUGUUGAUAAGAAUUCAGAUUAUCAGGGAUUUGAACAUUUUGGGGAACAGCCUCGGAGAUCCUCUCGCGCAAAAAGAAAUGUUUCAUACAAAGAAAAUUUGAACGAUAAUGAUAACGAUGAUUAUGAUACUUCGUCUAAACAAGCGAAGAAGAGCGACACACCGGAACAUACAGCUCAUGAAUCCUCCCGGAAAGAGAAGGUGACAAAAAUUGUGGAAGAAGUUCAAACAAAAAAACAUGUUGAUAAAAAGUCUAUGCAGGAUGAUAAGGAACACCCUAAGUCUGAAUCAGAUGAUAAAGGGGAAGAAACUGGAAAUGAUGACGAUAAUGAAGAAGAAAUAGAAUCUAAAACUUUCGUCUGUCCUGAUCCAGAGUUUAGUGACUUUGAGAAAGACAGAAAGGAAGAGAGUUUUGCUGCGAAGCAGAUAUGGGCUUGUUAUGAUACUUUAGAUGCUAUGCCCAGAUUCUAUGCUUUCAUUAAAAAGGUUUCUCCAGGUUUUAAACUGCAAAUACAGUGGCUGAAACCUGAUCCCGGAACUCCGGAUGAGAAGAAAUGGGUGCAAAAUGAUUUGCCUGUUUCUUGUGGCGUUUAUAAACGUGAUAAAGCUGAUAAGGCUGAAGAUAUUCUAUCGUUCUCGCACCUGGUCUCAUGGGAGGCUGGUCAAAAGGCAGGUACAUUUAUCAUAAUUCCUAGAUUAGGGGAUACUUGGGCCAUCUUCAGGAACUGGUCUAUGAACUGGCACUCUUCUAUUGAAGUUGAUGAAGUUGAAGAAGAAAGAACGUAUGAAUACGAUUUUGUGGAGAUUUUAUCAGAUUAUGAUGCAAAAAAUGGUAUUCGUGUUUCAUAUUUGGAAAAGGUAAAGGGUUUUGUGUGCCUUUUUAAGCGAAAAGAAGGCGGAGAGAUGGUUAUAGCGGCGGCUGAUAGGUACAGAUUCGCCCAUAUGGUUCCAUCUAGUAGAAUGAGUGGAGAAGAAAGAAAAGGUGUUCCGAAGGGGUCUUAUGAACUUGAUCCUGCUGGUCUGCCUCAGUCGGCAUUUGAAUGAAUAGAUUAACUUGUAAUACGCACACUGGCAUUUAAAUGUUUAUGUGUUUAGAUGUUAUUAUCUUGGUAUUUAGACUGUUGAUUCCUUUGGUUAAAGAUUUUUUCAAAGUAAUGUAGACCCUUUGGUAGAGACUUGUGCUUUAUUUGAUGUAUAUUAUAAAGGGUCAUUCCAAUUUGAACUA